Gossypium arboreum is the source of this 1610-nucleotide messenger RNA. Its product is annotated as putative anthocyanidin reductase. Gene Ontology annotation, molecular function: 3-beta-hydroxy-Delta5-steroid dehydrogenase (NAD+) activity. The transcript is spliced from 4 exons. Gene Ontology annotation, biological process: steroid biosynthetic process. The coding region runs from base 162 to 1277 and encodes 371 amino acids. Lineage: Eukaryota; Viridiplantae; Streptophyta; Magnoliopsida; Malvales; Malvaceae. The record is from RefSeq and is a predicted model, not a curated record.
UGUGGAAAAAGCGCAUCUUGACAUUUGAUAAUUCAUCUAUUAGUUUCUUAUGCAGUACUGGUUGAGGUGGGACUGCCUCUCUUUAUAUAUUACGGUAAGGACUUGGCACAUAUGCUGUAAUCUUCUAAGUAAGGGAGCCCAAAAGAAAUUAAGAGAUCGAAAUGGGGAAGCAAGCUUCAGCCAAGGUCUGCGUUACAGGAGGUGCUGGAUAUAUAGGUUCUUGGCUUGUGAAGAAGCUCUUAGAGAAAGGCUACACUGUCCAUGCAACCCUACGAAACUUGGAUGACCAAUUAAAAGUUGGGCUUUUAAAGUCCCUCGCUGGUGCAGACACCAGACUAGUUUUGUUCCAAGCUGAUAUAUACAAACCCUACGAGUUUAGAUACGCUAUCCAAGGGUGUGAGUUUGUGUUUCACGUCGCUACUCCACAGCAAACUGCUGGAAGUUCUCAUAGCUCUCAGGAAAUCGUUGAAGCAGCUAUUUCAGGAGUAAGGAGCAUCGCUGAGUCCUGUAUCGAAUCGCAAAGCGUUAAACGGCUUAUCUACACUGCAUCGGUGCUGGCAUCCUCUCCAUUGACAAAAGAUGGAUUCCACCUCAAAUCAUGCGUAAAUGAAUCCAAUUGGACUCCAUCUGAUAUUAUAUUUACCCAUGGCUUUGAAUAUAUGCGGGUAUUCUCUCUCUUUCACUCUAAUUCUUUCCAUUUCCAAUUGCCAAAAACAAGUCCAAAUGACCGUAUUAAUUGCUGUGAGGCAUAUACUAUAUCGAAAACCUUAGCGGAGAAAGAGGCACUAAGCUAUAACGAAAAUCCUGGAGAUGACAAGCUAUUAGAAGUUGUAACUCUAGCCUGUGGCCUUGUGGGAGGAGAGACUCUACUGCCGUACGUGCCUUUAAGCGUGGAAGUGAUGUUUUCGCAACUUAUUGGCAAACCACAAACUUUCGAGGGACUAGAAUUGAUGGAAGAGGUAAUGGGAUCUGUUCCUCUGGUGCAUAUCGAAGACGUCUGCGAUGCGCAUAUCUUCUGCAUGGAGAAACCCUCCAUGAGAGGAAGAUUCCUUUGUGCAGCAGCUAACCCAACCAUUAGAGAAAUGGCAACAUAUUUUCGAGAAAACGAGUCGCAAUACCAGGUGCCAGAAGAGUUCAUGGGAGGAGAAAAGAAAGGCAUUGCAUUUGACUCCAGCAAAUUGGUGAAGAUGGGUUUUGAGUACAAAUACGACAAGAAGAAAAUAUUAGAUGAUAGUGUAAACUGUGGGAGGCGACUAGGGUCUAUCUCUCUCAAUUAGUAGAUUAAUUCAUGGCCUCAAAGAAUAUCAUGAUCAAGAUCAAUUGUCAUGUUUGAUUUACUAUAAUUAAAUAUUUGCGUUAGAUCACGAAUAAUGCAAAAACAUUAUAUAUCAUUUCGAAAGAAUAAAAUAUAUAAAUUUAUAUAUGGACGAACACCUUUAAUUUCUUGUAAGAUCAGUUGGCCAAAUCUUGGCUUCAUCUUCCGUAGCUAAUUUUAUUGGUGAUUUAUUUGUUUCGACCAGUUGGUUGAUCUCUCCUAUUUGUAUUUAUGCUGUCAAGGUUUUAAAUCAUAUAUAUAAUAAAAUGACCUCCUCCAAUUUAGUCUUUUAAAA